AGCGAGAGAAAAAAAAUAUAGAUUUCUAAAUCCUAAAAUCUACUAAGGUUACUACUAUAAUAACGAACAAAUAACGUGCAUCAUGCAUCUCAGGUUGGAGCGGCUGACAGAAUAUUUUUGGAUAUUCGUGCAGUCGUUAGCCGAGAAUCGAAUAUCUCAGCAGAUAUCCGAUAUCAAAUAUCUGUGCGAGAUAUAAUAAUGAUAAUAUGGUGGCUUCAUCUUUAUUCAUGAGUCUUUAUCUUUACUCACAAAGUUAAUAUUUCUUUAGAAUGUUUAGUAGCAUAAAAUAAUAAAAAUGUUCGUCACAUGUUGUGUAAUAUUUUUUGUUAUUUUGAUCUUUAACUUUUCAUUAUUUUGUGCGUAUUCACCCGUGACCAUCACAAUAAGGAGAAAUACACUCCAUUGUUUUUUAAUUUAGCCACCCGAUUGGCAAAUGUGUGAAAGUAAUGAAUUAUAAAAGAAACAGCACUUACAAAGAUGUAAACAAAACUGGUAUUUUUAACAGACUGUUUUAUAUUUUGGAUCUAGUCUGAUGUCGUUUUCCAAAGUUUUAGGUAUGACUUCAGCGAAGCAUCAACUUGCAAAUCAAAGUAUAAAUGCAAAGAAACCAACACGUCCGCUACAUUUGCUUACAUCAGCAUGAAUAAACUCAACAACACAAAGUUGAAUGGAACCAUACUAUCAACACAUUAUGUUGAAAAUACUACAAGAUGUAUUAAACUCUGCGCAAUGCAUGAUGGAUGUGUUUCAACUAAUGUUGGUCCAAACAACGGAUCAAAUUUUGUUUGUCAAUUGCUUGGUGGUGACAAAUACACGAAUCCAACUUUACUUGUCAAUGCUACUGGAUGGUCGCUUUUUACGACAGCUACCAGAUGCGAUAACAAUCCAUGCAAUGGAAGAUGUUUACCACAAAAUGAAACCUUCAAAUGCGCUGCUUCCUUAAAUCCAUCUGUAGCUUAUGACCGGCCUUUACUAAAUUUCACAUUUGAUAAAGACUUUGGUUGCUCUGGUUGCCACGUUACAGCACAUUGGGGAGAUGGAAAACGAAUAAAUGUUCCUGACCGGAUGAAAAAAGUAUUGUAUUUUCCUGAAAAAAGUGAAGGAGAACAAAGGCUUUUAUUUCCCGGGGGAUGCUUUAGAGAUUUAACACCUGCGUUUCCUAGAAACUGCGACAGUGAUGGAUUCAUAUUUUCAUUUUGGUACAGAACGUUCAUGCGUUCGCUUGGUUCAGUGUUUGUUUUAGAUCAUUUGGUGAACGGUUUUUUAAUAACUUUGAAGGAGAGAAAUGCAAAAACAGGAACUGCGUCAUGGAUUUUUGUUCUUCGAACUACCCAACAUGAGUACCGUUUUCUGAAUUACCAAGGUCCAGACGCCUCACAAUGGGUGCAUUUACUUCUAAAAUUCGAUGUUGCGAAUGACUUGUUUUCUGUUUAUAUUAAUGGCAACCAUUCAAUUGAUGGGAUAAAAAGGAAAAGAGAGGGCGGUGGUUUAUAUCAUGCAAAUCAUAUAAAACUGGCUUCUGUCGGCGUAUAUGGUAAAAGAUACUACGCAAUGUUUGAUGACAUGGUGUAUUAUAAUCGUUUGCUUACAAAUGAAGAAAUUCUCAACCUGCACAAAGAGCAAUCAACGCAUUGAUGAAAAAUAUAUAUAAAUCAUGGUGCAGAGACAAACAUAACGUUCGUAUGACAUGAGAUUUGAAAAAAGAAACAAAUUGUUUUAACGGCUUACAUUCACAUAUUUUUAUUUGUUGUUAAGCACGAAAGUAGACAAAAAAAAGUUUGCUGUAACA
This is a messenger RNA of Hydractinia symbiolongicarpus, 1789 nucleotides long. RefSeq lists its product as uncharacterized. Lineage: Eukaryota; Metazoa; Cnidaria; Hydrozoa; Anthoathecata; Hydractiniidae. The record is from RefSeq and is a predicted model, not a curated record. Bases 640 to 1635 code for a protein of 331 amino acids. The transcript is spliced from 7 exons.